Messenger RNA from Glycine soja, 1872 nucleotides. RefSeq names its product type IV inositol polyphosphate 5-phosphatase 9-like. The record is from RefSeq and is a predicted model, not a curated record. Bases 166 to 1440 code for a protein of 424 amino acids. Gene Ontology annotation, molecular function: inositol-polyphosphate 5-phosphatase activity; phosphatidylinositol-4,5-bisphosphate 5-phosphatase activity; phosphatidylinositol-3,4,5-trisphosphate 5-phosphatase activity. The transcript is spliced from 8 exons. NCBI's taxonomy places the organism in Eukaryota, Viridiplantae, Streptophyta, Magnoliopsida, Fabales, Fabaceae. Gene Ontology annotation, biological process: phosphatidylinositol dephosphorylation.
UUUUUUCUGUUGUCCCUCCUAUAUGGCUAGAACUUGUCCUUAACCAAUUCUCAAUAAAUUCUACUCAGCUGCAUGCCUAUAAAUCUCCUUCCUCUUCCCAUGACUUCUCUUUACAUCUGAUACAGUCUCUUUCUUUUCUGGCUUUUCUCUUGUUUGAUAAUUGAUAUGCCACUUCUAAUCUUUGGUAGUAUUGUAGUUAAAAACCAUUGGCAAGGACAUAACAUAUUAACAUUAGAGUGCAAGAAUCCAAAGAUCAUGCAGGGCUUCAAUCUGAAGGAGAAUAAGAUCAUGAGAAAGAUAUUCAGCAGUGAUAACUUCAAAGGAGAAAAUCAGAAUUCGUCAGAGGCCAAAAAGGAAAGUCCUAGUUUGAAUCAAGCAUCGGCAAGAUGCUUCUAUCAUCAAACCAAAAAGAUCUUUGUUGGUUCCUGGAACAUUGGAGGCAUUACACCACCCAAGAACUUGGACAUGGAAGACUGGCUUGACACACAAAAUAAUUCAGCAGAUAUAUAUGUUCUGGGGUUCCAAGAAAUUGUACCACUAAAUGCAGCAAAUGUACUAGGUCCCCAAAACAGAAAAGUUUCUAUGAAAUGGAAUUCUCUAAUUGGGGCAGCCCUUAACAAUAGAACACCAACAAAGGUUGUUGAAGAAAAUAAAACAGCUGAACCUCAGAAGAUAUAUCCUUUGAAGGAGCACAUUUAUGCAGAGGGAGAACAUGGACAAGAUUUUCAGUGCAUCAUAAGCAGGCAAAUGGUGGGAAUGUUCAUCACCAUUUGGGUUCGAUGUGACCUCUAUCAAACGAUCAGGCACUUGAGUAUCUUGUCUGUUGGCUGUGGAAUCAUGGGUUGCUUAGGAAACAAGGGUUCAAUAUCAAUUAGAUUUUACUUGCAUGAAACAAGCUUUUGCUUUAUAUGUAGUCAUCUAGCAUCUGGUGGGAAAGAAGUAGACCGAAGACAUAGAAACGUAAAUGCAGCUCAUAUUUUGUCCAGGACAAUUUUCCCUUCUGGUCCUCUGCAUGAUAUGCCUCAAAAAAUUAUUGAUCAUGACCGAGUAGUCUGGCUAGGCGACUUGAACUACCGAAUCUAUAUGCCAGACUCUACAACAAAAUCAUUGAUCAAGAGAGGAGAGUGGGAAACCUUGUUGAAACAUGAUCAGCUCAAGAUGGAGCUCACAGAGGGACAUGUAUUCCAAGGUUGGCAUGAAGGAGCUAUAGAGUUUCCACCUACAUACAAAUACCGUCUGAAUUCUGUAGACUACCUAGGCUGUGAUCAGCAGCAUGUGAGCAGAAAGCGGCGCUCCCCAGCAUGGUGCGAUAGAAUAAUAUGGUUUGGGAAGGGAAUGAAGCAAAUCCAAUACAACAGGAGCGAGUCAAAACUUUCUGAUCAUAGGCCUGUACGAGCAAUGUUCACAGCUGAUAUCAGGGUUGCAGGGACUUGUAAAUGAUUAAAAAAGUUACAAAGGCAAUUUGUCCAAGAAAUUUUGGUUUUAAUGGACUAAAUUUAGUCAUGGACCAAAACCAGACACAGACACCGGACACCUAACCAAACUUAGUCCUGGGCUAAACCAAGCAUCGGUCCACCAGUCAAACUUAGCCAUGUGACCAUUUCUCAGAUGAGAAGUUUUAGGAUCCUAGGAAGACAUUAGACAUGCAUGUAGUAGCUGAAUUCUUUGCCCAUCAGGAUAAGCAUUUGGAAUUUAUUUCUUGCCUAGAGAAAACAUAGGAAGCCUGACAAAGAGUUGCUCUCCAUAUUUUUUGGAGGGAGAAAAGGGGGGGACAUGGUGAUGCAAAUCGUAGAAAUAUGGCAUGUUUGUACUAUAAACUCGUAUAAGAAACUGGUAUUAUGACUUCAAAUUCAGUAUUCCUAUGUUAUGAUA